Cavia porcellus (domestic guinea pig) is the source of this 1955-nucleotide messenger RNA. RefSeq lists its product as uncharacterized. The record is from RefSeq and is a predicted model, not a curated record. The transcript has 2 exons. The coding region runs from base 1 to 861 and encodes 286 amino acids. Lineage: Eukaryota; Metazoa; Chordata; Mammalia; Rodentia; Caviidae.
AUGGGUCCCUUUCAAAGAGUCGUAAAGCAUCUGCUGUCACCUCUUCCUCUCACCACACAUUCCUACCAGUGGGCGGCCCUGGGCGGACACUGCGAGAUUAGACAGGAGCUGUCUGUCCCAGAAAUAAGACCUUACACCUUGGACAGGUGUCUCAGUUCUCAGCGGGAGGCACAGGAAGAAGUGGCUGGGGGUGCUGGCGCAUCCUCCGCGGAGAGGGAAAUUCUAACCAACGUGGAGUGGGCUGCUCCCCGCGUCCGCCUUCCACCGAUUCAGCAUCUCGCGCCCCUUCCCAGCACCUCGGGGCGUCAGGUCGGAGACGGGGCGCCCCCACCCCAACCUAUUCCGCGCCGGCCGCCUGCGCCUACCUCGUCCUCGCCGCUUGGACCGAGCGGAGCCGCCUCCCGGACCCCUCCGGACCGAGCGCUGCGUCCCAGCCCUAGCGCCCCGGGCUACCGCGCACCCGGCUCCGAGCGCCUCAGCCCCGGAAGCCGCAGCCUCCCAGGGUCCUUCCCCGAGCUGCGCAGCGCUGCCUUCCCGAAGUUCGGGCGUCUCCUGCUUUGCUCCUUUCGGAGGGGCUGCAGCGCCUGCGGAGUCAGGAAACCAGAAGCAAGCGCAGAGCCAAGCGCUUCCCAGGCGCCCGCGCUGGGGCUUCCACAGCUCACCUCCCUCCCGGUGCGCGCGCUUCUGUCUGUUCUUUGGCUUGGCUUGGCUUGGUUUGGUUUGGCUUACUUUGGCUCGGUUUGGUUUGGUUUGGUUUGGUUUGGUGUGGUUUGGUGUGGAUUGGUGUGGUGUGGUGUGCUGUGCUGUGCUGUGCUGUGCUUUGCUUUGCUUUGGAUUUGGAUUUUUCCAUUUCUGAAAUGAAGAUAGUUAUACUGGUUUGCUUGAAAAUUUCUCUGAAGUACUCAAAAAGACGAUUCGAUUCAGAUUAGUUUUGUCCACUCAAAAAAUGAAAGAUAUAUUUAGCUUUUAAAAAGGAUAAUGCGUACAAGGGUUUGGUGCUGCAUGCCUAUGGUCACAGCACUCUGGGAGGCUGAGGAGACGGAUCAAAGUUCCUUCAUCCUGCCUGUGCGAUUUAGAGAGUCGCUGUUUCAAGAUAAUAAAAGGGCUGGAAAUGUAGCCCGCUGCAGAAGCCCUUGAUUCAAUCCUCGUUGCAGCAAAAAGGAAGAAAGAGAAAGAGGAUAAAUAAUACCUAAAAUAUUGAGAGGGUUAUAUUUCCAAUCUUAGAGGGGCUUUCCCACCCCACAGUGGUCUUACCUUUAUCUGUAAGGCACCUUUCCCAUUUUAAUAUGAAAUUACUCUUCAGUUGGUCAGGGAGUUUAGCCCAGUGGCAUAAGCAUCUGCCUGGAAAGCGUGAGGUCAUAGGUUUGAUCCCCUGUACCCGUCCCAAAAAAUUACUCUUCAGUUAAUGUAGAAUUACACCCACAGGGCUGUAGGAAUUAUUUAUAAGACAAAGCAGUUUGGGCUUUUCAAUUACUGAGAUACAAAAGGAAAGAGAAAUGGGUAUGUCCAAGAUAUUCUACACAGUCCCCUUAAAAUAUUUUUGGAGAUUUUUUUUACCUUAGAGAAGUAAUUCCUUGUUCACACACAUGUUCUCUACAACACAUCUCAUUUUGCUUUAUAUUUGCAUGGAUGAAGAAUGAACCAUGUCCAAUAAGCAAUAACUUUCAGAAAGUACCAGCCACAAAACAAAUACCGCAUCUAAGACAGUAGAUGAGUAUUACCCCGUAGAGUAAUUGCUUUGGAAGAGUCAACUGACUUCUCUAAAAAUGGUGGCACAAAGCAUUCUGCCUUCUUUAGAAUCACCUGGAGAGAAUUUCUUUUAAAGCCCUGUGUGAAUAUUGGCCUCCCUCCCUUUCAGAUAAGGGUGAGUCCUACAAGAUCCACGCAGUUUCACACACGUCUGAUUAGAAAUCCCUUUGAUUAGCAGUUUUCAAAAAAGUGCAGAAAUCGAUUGA